This is a messenger RNA of Gasterosteus aculeatus aculeatus (three-spined stickleback), 1320 nucleotides long. RefSeq names its product dual specificity phosphatase 29. Gene Ontology annotation, molecular function: MAP kinase phosphatase activity; protein tyrosine/serine/threonine phosphatase activity. Gene Ontology annotation, cellular component: cytoplasm. Gene Ontology annotation, biological process: protein dephosphorylation; negative regulation of MAPK cascade. The record is from RefSeq and is a predicted model, not a curated record. NCBI's taxonomy places the organism in Eukaryota, Metazoa, Chordata, Actinopteri, Perciformes, Gasterosteidae.
AGCGGUUAUACAAUCUGUGCCCUCACUUGAGUCUGCCAGAAUUAAACCCUCACCAUGUUCUGCCUUCAAGGACCGCUUCACAACAAGCCGCCGGAGUGAUGAAAGCAAGAUUCACCAGCGGGAAAACCAAGGAUUUCAAUGUCUUGCUAAUAAAUCAUGUGUGAAAGGAAGCCACAGCGAGAAAAUGGCUUCUCACAAGUCAAAGACUGGAACCGAGAUAAAUGUUACAAAGGCAGUGAAGGAAUCCAGUCCAGUGGAUGAAUAUUUCACACCUGGGGGCUAUGAGCUGGAGAAAAUCCUAAACCGUGGGAGUGUGGUUUACACUCAUGUCAACGAGGUCUGGCCGAAUGUCUACAUCGGGGACGAGCAGACCGCUAAAGACACGUGUAGUCUUAAGAGGUUGGGGAUCACACACAUCUUGAACGCAGCAGAGGGGACGUGGAACAACGUGGACACCGGAGCUGGUUACUACGGCGACAUGGAGGUGGUCUACCACGGCGUGGUGGCAGAAGACGUCACGACCUUUAACCUCAGCCAGUAUUUCUUCUCUGCUGCCCAGUUCAUAGAAGAAGCACUGAGCAAUCCUCAGAAUAAACUGCUGGUGCACUGCGUGAUGGGAAGGAGUCGGUCUGCCACACUUUUUCUGGCCUACCUGAUGAUCCAUGAAAACAUGACGGUGGUCGACGCCGUCGAGCACGUGAAGACGCGCAGGAGGAUCAUCCCCAACUGGGGCUUCCUGAAACAGCUGAGAGAGUUGGACGUGCAGCUUCAGGGGAAAAGAGGAGCGGGCCCAGUGCAGAGCUGAGGGGAGCCUCAGGUCAAUGGAGACAGAUUCAAGUCAUUGUGGACGAAUAAAAAGGUUUUUGGUCAAGUAAGUCUCUGGUACACAAGAGCAGAUCUCCAUCUAGGUCACAAGUCACUUGUCAUUUCAAGAAACGUGAGACGAAUCCAAUGUGAAUCCCCUGAAGUCUCGAGUCACGGAACAAGACAUCCGCUCUGAAUGGCUUCCUUGAGAAGGACAUUCUCUUUGACAUUGUGUUGAAUAAUGGUUUUUCCUGUUAGGAGAGACCAAUUUAUUUUAGUGCAAAAGGUCUGAUAAUUAUGAAUCUGACAUGAAUUGUUUUGCUUGAAAGUUUUGUGGAAGGUCUGGUGUUCGGGGGACUAAGAUCUAAUUUAAAUCAAGUCUCAGAGCAGUAAAGCCCGAGACAAUUUCUUUUUCUACCUAUUUUAAUUUUAAAAUACUUCUUUGGACAACGACAAACUCAAAAUCUAUCACGCCUCAGGCUUGUACAUAUUUCAAAUUAAAAGGAGCACAAUCAA